AUGCCAGCCGUCAAGCCAGAUGAACUAAAAGAGAUCUUCAAUUUGUAUGAUGAGGAACUUGAUGGAAAGAUUGAUGGCACUCAGAUCGGUGAUGUUGUUCGUGCUGCAGGACUAAAGCCAACAAACACUAUGGUGGCCAAGGCCUCAGGCAAGGAGUACAAGAAGAAAGGUGAGAAGAGACUCACUUUCGAGGAAUUCCUUCCAAUCUAUGAGCAACUCGCCAAGGAGAAGGAGCAAGGAACUUUUGCUGAUUUUCUUGAGGGACUCAAGGUGUUCGACAAGGAAGAAUGCGGAAAGAUCAUGGCGGCUGAAUUAAGACACGUUCUUCUCGGAAUCGGUGAGAGACUCAGCAAGGAUCAAGUUGACGAGAUCAUGAAGGGAACUGAAGAUGGUGAGGGAAUGGUUAACUAUGAAGCUUUUAUCCGAAAAGUGCUUGCUGGCCCGUUCCCUGAUCGCGAA
Messenger RNA from Mesorhabditis belari, 459 nucleotides. NCBI's taxonomy places the organism in Eukaryota, Metazoa, Nematoda, Chromadorea, Rhabditida, Rhabditidae. The record is from the annotation of a GenBank genome assembly.